Molecule: messenger RNA, 711 nt
Organism: Fusarium pseudograminearum CS3096
Lineage: Eukaryota; Fungi; Ascomycota; Sordariomycetes; Hypocreales; Nectriaceae
Exons: 1
Coding region: 1-711 (236 amino acids)
Source: RefSeq, a predicted model, not a curated record
AUGGAAGUCAAGGAUGAUCCCGAUGAAGAUUCCUUCUUGGACGAUAUCCCUGAUAUCUUCUCGGUUCCUGAUAGCGAUUCUGAUGCUCCUAAGGAAUGGGUAUCAGAUGAAGAAACGAUCAGUGUUUCUCCGUCGGGGGCAAAGCGAAGAAUAAUGAUGAUCAGACCAAAACCCAAGUUCAAACAAAGGCGUCAUUCCUUUGAUGACCUUGCAACGAUCAAUGGUUUGGCCAAAACUUUUCGCGACACCACGAACAGUAUCAUGGACAACAUUGCCAAGGGUGAAGACAACGAAUACAACGUUCUUACAUUAUUCACGGAUAUCAUCAACUUCACGAGUAGAUACAGCGUCCAAUAUGGCGGAGACAAAAGAAUCACAACACUCGUUGGUUUAGCCAAUGAUAUCCUCAAGACCACCAACAUCGAGGAAAAUGGCGUAUACAAGACCCCCACAAAACUCAUUCGUAUGGCGAGGCAAAACCUUAAUAGCCUGACUGGUUUCGUCCAUAAAACUGGUGAGGACAAAAACCCUCCAGCUGUCCAUAUACCUCAACAACAAUCUCCCCACGAUCGAACUUCGCUACAGUAUUUUCUUAACAAACACAUGAGUGAUGUGAAGCAUCAAGCUAGCGAAAACGAGAACACCACUUUAAAACGCGGCAAGCUUCGGGGGAUGGUUGAUUAUGUCAGAGAAGCAAACCAGAAGUCAUGA